Anastrepha obliqua is the source of this 4433-nucleotide messenger RNA. RefSeq names its product pyruvate dehydrogenase (acetyl-transferring) kinase, mitochondrial (gene Pdk). Lineage: Eukaryota; Metazoa; Arthropoda; Insecta; Diptera; Tephritidae. The transcript has 6 exons. Gene Ontology annotation, cellular component: mitochondrion. Bases 1589 to 2815 code for a protein of 408 amino acids. Gene Ontology annotation, biological process: protein phosphorylation; regulation of glucose metabolic process. The record is from RefSeq and is a predicted model, not a curated record. Gene Ontology annotation, molecular function: pyruvate dehydrogenase (acetyl-transferring) kinase activity.
AAGCAUGUGAAACAAGUUUUUUGGUGGCUGUGCCUAAUAUAAAUAAUAAACAUCCAGCAGCAGCAGCAGCAGAAGCAGCGGCAGCAGCAAUGCCCACUUUGGAGCGCGAAAAACCAAAACAAAAAUAGAACAAAAAAACAAAGAAGCAAGCAAGAACUCUCGUAUAUAAUAAACGCAAGUAAAGUGUUGGACGAGUUGCGGAAGAGUCAGGCGGGCGCAAAAUAAUAAUCCAGAGCGGCAGAAAAAAGUGAUGAACAGGCAGAGAAAUCAGUCAGUCAGAACUGAGCAAAGCAGCGCAACAGAACGCCCAAAAAACCCAAACGGGUACAUCAACAAAGGCAGCGAAUUACAGAAUAAAAUAAUUUUUAUUGAGAAAGGAAUUAACUAUACAUAAAACUGUGGCAAAGUGUUGUGCAAAAGCGCAUUAAUUCAUUGAAUUAGCGUUUUGUGAAUUCUACGAAUUUAGAAGAAAUUACUCAAGUAGCGAAGGUGAAUAAUCCUCGAGGAGGUGCACAUACACGCAAACACGUACACACCCUUCAGUUUUGUAGGGGUGCUUUCAUAUGCAAAAGGACGGUGGCCUAUUGAAUGUGACGCGGCAGAAACGUGACGGCGUCAGCGCUUUAACGACUACGACAACAACAGUUCGGCAGUAGCGGAGCAGCUGGACUUCACAUGCGUGAUUUUGGCGUUAUUUAAUCAAAAAUUAUGUUACUAUAAUUUUGUAAAAGCGUUAAUAAGAAGUCAAAUAUUGGAAUGAUCAAAUGUGGAUUUUGCGCUGAUAUUAGCAAGACGAGUGAGGAAGAAAGUAACCAACCAGGCGUUUCUUAUUGGUGCAGUGUCUGCUAGAAACUGCUAGAGAAACAAGUGCGAUUGAAGACUGAGUGAAGGGAAUUUUGCCAGACAUACCAGCAACAGCUAACCUGAGGUUGCGCUGCAAAGGACACGUAGGCACAACGCGAAGUCGGGCAAAAAUACCUACCUACUUUUUACUACAUCAGGAGACCACUUGCUGUAGAGGUGAAAAAGGACAUAUGUGCGACAAGUUAUACUACAUAAAUGAACUGUGGCUGAGCAGACGACGAAAUUGAUCAGAAUCAGUCGAUAUGCAUCUUUAUCAGUGUACAGUUUUGUGUUUUUAGUUUUGGAAUUAAUAUAUUUCUAUUGACGUCAGCAAGCAGCGCGGUGUAGCAGUCAGCGUAUGCAGAAUAACAAACAAAUUUUGCCUAAACAGUGGACAAAGUUGUUCAACACAAAGCAUUAAGCACGCAUAAGACAGCAUUAAAUUUUUAAAUUUAUAGAAUUGAAAAAUAAAUUAAAAAACGACAAAGACGAUUAAACAAAAACAAACAAAAAAUCCCGGCUGCAUUUUAGACUGCAGUAAAGUUUAAAUACCAGUGGAAUCAUAAUGAAAUAAAAAAAAUAAUAAAAAUCAACUAACGUUUAAGCAAAAGUUAACAGUGUUACCGAAAAUUAUCGCAUUUUAUAAUAAUAAUCGUAUCACGACUGAAGAAAGAAGCAACGCGAAAGCUUCAAAACAUAUUUUAUUAGUAGCCACACAAAAAACAAAAACAACACAAACACCAAGAUGCGGUUAUUUCCUGUGCGCUUAUCGAACAUAACAAAAAUGCUCGACAUGUACUCGCAGUUCAAUCCGUCGCCGUUGUCAAUAAAACAAUUUAUGGAUUUCGGCCAAAAUGCAUGCGAGAAAAAAUCAUUCAUAUUCCUGCGCAAAGAACUGCCCGUACGUUUGGCGAAUAUCAUGAAGGAGAUCGCACUACUGCCCGAUCAUUUGCUCAACACACGUUCCGUCAGCCAAGUGAGCUCAUGGUAUGUGCAGAGUUUCGAGGAGGUACUCGAAUUUGAAAAGGCCGAUCCGACACAUAGCAACCUAGAGAAGUUCUGCAACACUUUGGUGCACAUUCGCAAUCGUCACAGUGACGUGGUGCAAACCAUGGCGCAGGGCGUCAUCGAAAUGAAGGAGCAUCAGGGUGGUAGCGUCGAUUGCGGCAUGGAAUCAUCGAUACAAUACUUUCUGGAUCGCCUGUACAUGUCACGCAUCAGCAUACGCAUGCUAAUCAAUCAGCAUACUAUACUAUUUGGUCAGUUCCCCAAUGAACAGGGCCGUCAUAUCGGUUGCUUAGAUCCGGCUUGUCAGAUCUCGUCGGUGGUAAAAGACGCUUACGAAAAUGCACGUUUUCUCUGCGAUCAAUACUACCUGAUCAGUCCGGAGCUGGAAAUUACCGAACAUAAUCCGCAUGAUAAAGAAAACAAACCCAUACGCACUGUUUAUGUGCCCUCGCAUUUAUAUCAUAUGCUUUUUGAGUUGUUCAAGAAUUCGAUGCGUGCCGUUGUCGAGAAUAAUGAUCAGGACAAAUGUGAAAGGCUGCCAUCUAUCAAGGUGCUGAUAGCGGAAGGCAAGGAGGACAUAUGUGUGAAGAUCUCCGACCAAGGUGGCGGCAUUCCACGCUCUCAAACCGAUCAGCUGUUCAAGUAUAUGUACAGUACAGCGCCACAGCCAUCUAAAUCUGAUCUACACACAGUGCCGUUGGCCGGCUAUGGCUAUGGAUUGCCUAUUUCACGUUUGUAUGCGCGCUACUUCCAUGGUGAUAUAGUGUUGUUGUCGUGUGAGGGCUAUGGCACCGAUGCAAUCAUUUACAUGAAGGCGCUUUCAGAUGAAGCCAACGAACUAUUGCCGAUAUUCAACAAGACGAGCUCCAAAUUUUAUCGCGCCACAGUGCCCACCGGCGAUUGGUCAAAUCAGGUAAAACAUCCGAAAAAGAAACCGAAUGAAUUGGAUGUACUUGCUGCGUAAUGAAUGAAUGUGUGAUAUGUGGAGCCCACAAACCACUCGCUCAUCCCCCUCAAUCAUUGCGCUCCCUGUUUUUUUUGUUUGUGUUUUAAAUAACCUGUGGUUUGUCAGCCGCCCAGAAAGAAAUCCCAAAAAUCCAGCUGAAACGCAUUACUAAACGAAACUCUCUUAUUGUGUUCGGAACAAAUUUGAAGAAACUAAUGAAUAACGAAUUUGUGUAAUUUCUAGAAUCAUCGGAAGACAUACAUACAUACAUAAUACAUAUUUACGUUUUUUGUUAUAUUUAGUUAUACACGAAUAAUCGUACACAUCGCAUAAAAUAUUUGGUUACGCUAAAAAACGACAAACAUUUGUACGCACGUAGACACACAAUUAGGAAAUGAUAAGCAAAUUGUGUUUGUUUUAUUUAUGACUAUCGCUUUUAUUUUGAACAAAUAUGUAAAUAUUUGCAUUUGCAUUUGCAUGGAUGGAUGCGCACGUAGGGACUCUACAUUCAAAUAACGGGCGCUUAUGAAAUAAAUUCUUGUUAAUAUUUGUUAGUAAUAGGCACGUUUUUUGUUUUUGUAACCAUCGCUUUUAUAAACAUGAAAAAUUUCGAUUUUAUAGGCUGUUAUAAAGAAAAUUUAUAAAAUUAGGUUUACAUUCCAAAAUUUGUAAAAUUAAAAAAUGAAAAAAAAAAAUUCAAAUUAAAUAGCAAACCUAGGCUGUUUAACAAAAAAAACGUAUGUAGUCAAAAAAUUAGCUACCAACGAGACUUUGAAGCUUUUAAAAUUGUGAUUAGAAGCAAUACACAACAGUGGCGGCCUUAUUCUCUCUCGCUCGCUGCGCGUGGAAUUGCCUUUAAUGCAAUGUCACAUAAAUAUGCAUGCAUGCAAGGUUCAUGUACAAGUGCACAUACAUAUGUUAGUAUGUACAUAUGUACAUAGUAUGCCAAACGAUCGAGUGUUUGAGCAUUUAAGGGGGACGUGUCUUCCCCCCUCUACCGCGCAGCUGACUAUUUUUUUUAUUCUACUAAAUGUCAAAAAUACACACAAAAAAAAUUUGAGCCGGUAUAAAAUGAGUUGGUAGAAAUGUUUUUUCGACACGUUUCGUACCCCGCCAAAAUCACACCCACCGCGGGUGCGCCAGCUGACGUUCACUUUCGUUAUUCAUGAAAGCUAAAUCACAAGUAUAGUCAAGAAUUUAACGGUAUAAAAACGCAGUCCAAAAUCGACCCCUGGCUGCCGGACUAAAAUAUGUAGUUAUGAAAAGAGUACUUUUGUACUGUGUCAAUCCUGUUUCAAGUAGCAGGUAGCAAAAAAUAUGAUAGUAAGUCUUGAACUACCCUAUAUUAAUAAGCAGCCACUGCAAAAAGCUAAGCUAUAAGCAUCAAAAAUAAAAAAAUGUAAAUUUACAAUUUACGAAAAAUGAAAAACGAAAAUUAUUAAAAUUCACUAAGCCAAAAUUGUUAACUUUUUAACUAUUUUAACUAUUUUAACUGCAACUAUUUAUGGAUAUACUAUUUUUUUUAUGUUUAUUUAAGUGAAAUUUUACCUAUAUUUGUUGUUAUCUACGCUUUUACUAUUUAUUAAGAAAUAAACACAAGCAUGCAUACCUACAGACAUCUAUCAAGAAAUGUAUU